AUGGUUGAAGAAAUAAUUCAAAACACAUUAUUUUCAAAUAGCGGAGAGAGAUGUCCAAGUUGUAAUGCUCGUUUGUUGGGCCGACGAAUGCAACGUGUUUUUGAUACUCAAAGUUUCCCACCAGGUCGACGUUCCGAUCGAUUGAAUGCAAUUGACGAGGCGAUGCCACAUGAUGAUGACACAACAGACGAUUCCUCCGAUGAGGCUGUCAAGGGUUUGGAUGGUGUCAAAUUGAAUGAAACUACCAAAUCGAAUGCUCACCAAAACGAUUCAUCGUCGUCAGGCACUCAAACUGAUUCAAAUUUGCAAGAAAAACAGUCUGUUUCGGCAAGUUCGGUCAGACAAAGUGUUGAAUCAAACGUUGAUGAUGAUCAAUCAGCAUUGGCUGCUGAAAUCGACGCAAGUGUGGGCCCUGGUUCAAAUCAACAAGGAAAAGGCCAUUCAAGUGCUGUUGAAAAUUUGUCGGCCUCAAAAGAAGACGCUACCGCUUCGAACGAUAUCAAUUCGAACAGAAAUGCCGAAUCAAAUGCGACUGACAAGGCGAAACAACGAGAUUAUGACGUCAACGCUAUGAACGGUGGCAAUUUGAACGCAAGUACCCAAUCGAAUGUUCACCAAGACACUUCAUCGUCGUCAACCACCCAAAUUGAUACCUACUUGGAAGGCGAACAAAAUAUUCUGGAAAAAUCGGUCGCAGCAGCUGCUGAAUCAAACGGUGAAAAGGAAAAAUCAGCAUUGGCUGGUGAAAUGGAUACACAACAAGAAGAAACUGGGUCAGUCGGCGCGGAUGAUGCAUCACCGUUGCCCGCACUAAAUGACACAAUGGCAAGUUCCACAUCAGCUCAAAAAAAUGUUGAUGCAAUAAGUGUCAUCGACACAAACAUCACUUCAAGCGGACAAACGGAAAAGAAAAUGUCAAGUCAGCAAUUUCAAAUUGCGAAACACGAAAGUCAUCAGAAGGACCAUCAGCGAAGCGUGCGUGUGGUCCGAAAAAUAUAA
Molecule: messenger RNA, 999 nt
Organism: Sitodiplosis mosellana (orange wheat blossom midge)
Lineage: Eukaryota; Metazoa; Arthropoda; Insecta; Diptera; Cecidomyiidae
Product: dentin sialophosphoprotein-like
Exons: 1
Coding region: 1-999 (332 amino acids)
Source: RefSeq, a predicted model, not a curated record